CCAGGCUGCGACACAGUUCAAGAACAGCCUGGCCAAACUGAUGGAGAUCCUGAUGUCAAAGGACCCGUCGUACGUCCGUUGCAUCAAACCCAACGAUGCCAAGCAAGCAGGCAGGUUCGAUGAGGUGCUGAUCAGGCACCAGGUGAAGUACCUCGGGCUGAUGGAGAAUCUUCGAGUGCGCAGAGCCGGGUUUGCUUAUCGACGGAGGUUUGAGAUAUUCCUGCAGAGGUACAAGACGCUCUGUCCUCAAACAUGGCCCAAUUGGAAAGGCCAGCCUGGCGAAGGGGUCGCGACGCUCGUUCAACACCUGGGAUACAAGCCCGAGGAUUACAAGCUGGGCAGGACGAAGAUUUUCAUUCGUUUUCCCAAGACCCUGUUUGCCACAGAAGAUGCCUUUCAGCUGCGGAAGAACACAAUCGCCACGACGAUCCAGGCGGAAUGGCGGGGAUACCACCAGAGACAGAAGUACCAGAAGCUGCGCUCCUCAGCAAUCACCAUCCAGUCGUGGUGGAGGGGAGAGAUGGGGCGGAAGGUGGCAACUCGCAGGAAGAACGCCGCUGAAAAAAUCCGCAGGUUCAUCAAAGGCUUCAUCCACCGACAAAGGCCUCGUUGUCCGGACAACGAGUAUUUUGUGGACUAUGUCAGGUGCGCCUUCCUGAUGAAGUUGAAACGCAAUUUGCCAAAGAAUGUCCUGGACAAGUCGUGGCCGGUGCCUCCACCUGCACUCUCUGAGGCGUCCGAACUGCUGAGGGAGCUGCACAUGCGCAACAUGGUGCAAAUCUACUGCAGGAGGAUCUCCGCCGAGUGGAAGCAGCAGCUGGAGCAGAAGGUGGUGGCCAGCACGCUGUUCAAAGACAAGAAGGACAACUACCCGCAGAGUGUGCCCAAACUCUUUGUCAACUCCCGCAUCAUGACGAACGAGAUCAACGCCAAGGUGCUGCAGAUAAUUGAGGGCGACAGUAUCAAGUACGCGGUGGCGGUGACCAAAUACGACCGGAACGGCUACCGGGCCCGACCACGGCAGCUCCUCAUCACCCCCUCCAGUGCCUUCCUGGUGGAGGAGGCCAAAGUCAAACAGACCAUCGACUACACCAACCUCAGAGGAAUCUCGGUCAGCUCCCUGAGUGACGGUCUCUUCGUCUUGCAUGUGCCCUGUGAAGACAACCGGCAGAAGGGCGACCUGGUGUUGCGCAGUGACCACGUGAUCGAGACACUGACAAAACUGGCCAUUGAGUCGGACAAGGUGAACAGCGUCAACAUCAACCAGGGGAGCAUUAAGUUCACCAUCAAACAAGGCAAGGAGGGAAUCAUCGAUUUCACAUCGGGGUCGGAGCUGAUCAUUUCAAAAGCAAAGAACGGCCACCUGUCUGUGGUGGCCCCCCGGCUGAACUCGAGAUGACGAGUGAGGGGUGAGGGCAGCGAUGGCCAGCUCGCUCGCACACACACACGCGGUGAUCGGCUGCUCUCCGCCGCAGCAGCCCACGGUUUAUCGGUGAGACAUCCGAGUCGUUGGUCUUCGCCGCAACCCUCCACCCACUGUGCUCCCUCCACGGCUGCCAAAGUCAGAGCUUCCAGCUGGGGACGCCCGUUCCCAGGGCAUACAUUAAUCAUGCAAAGUAAAUCUAAUGGACGUUUAUAUUAAAAGAUAUUUGCCAUUA
Amblyraja radiata (thorny skate) is the source of this 1658-nucleotide messenger RNA. RefSeq names its product unconventional myosin-Ic-like. Gene Ontology annotation, molecular function: actin filament binding; ATP binding; microfilament motor activity. NCBI's taxonomy places the organism in Eukaryota, Metazoa, Chordata, Chondrichthyes, Rajiformes, Rajidae. The coding region runs from base 41 to 1399 and encodes 452 amino acids. The transcript is spliced from 15 exons. Gene Ontology annotation, biological process: endocytosis; actin filament-based movement; actin filament organization. Gene Ontology annotation, cellular component: cytoplasm; plasma membrane; microvillus. The record is from RefSeq and is a predicted model, not a curated record.